Calliphora vicina (urban bluebottle blowfly) is the source of this 2291-nucleotide messenger RNA. RefSeq names its product GRIP and coiled-coil domain containing 88 kDa (gene GCC88). NCBI's taxonomy places the organism in Eukaryota, Metazoa, Arthropoda, Insecta, Diptera, Calliphoridae. Bases 82 to 2214 code for a protein of 710 amino acids. The transcript is spliced from 3 exons. Gene Ontology annotation, cellular component: Golgi apparatus. The record is from RefSeq and is a predicted model, not a curated record.
AUUAUUCAUCAUACAUAUUGUAUAUCAAUUAGUUUAAACUAAUUAUGUGGCAAUAAUAAAAAAUAUAUAAAUAUCCUAAAAAUGGAAAGAAGAACUGAUUUAGAAUCGGUAAUUAAUUCGCAGAAGGAGCAACUUUCUCGCUAUGAAAAAAGGUUGAAAGACAUUAUAACAGCUUACAAGGGGCUACUUAAAGAAAAAGAAGCGCUCGAAGCCAGCUUAACAGCCAUACUAAACAAAAAAGAUGAUAAAAAUCUGGAGCCAUUGUCAUCUGGCAAUUCAAGAGAUGCCACUGAAGGGCAAACUAAAAGUUCAGAGGCCUCAAAAACAGAUGUCGACUUAGAAUCUGAUGAUCAAUUUUCCCUGCAGGGCCAAAUAGCGACACUUAUGAAUUCUUUGGCCACUUUGUCUGCUGAAAAAUCUCGGAUGGAAGCGUCGUUUCAAGCCGACAAAAAAGUAUUGCGUGCCCAUCUUCAACAAAAGGAACAAACGAUAAAUGAAUUGCAGGCUACAAUAAUGAAAAAUGAAGAGAUGGCAAGAGCUGAUGUCGAUGAAUUCAAGGCCAAGUUAAUAAUUGAGCGACAGGAACGAGAAAAAGAAACCAACAACCAAAUGCUAAUGAUACGAGAGCUUCAAAAGCUGUAUGCCGAUGAGAGACAUCUUAAGGAGAGCAUAGAGAUGCAGUUGAACAACUUUAAAAUGCAAUUUGCUAGCAAUGAAGCUGAAAAUAAGCGAAUAACAGAACUACAAUCCCAAUUGAAAGAAGCUAGAACCCAACUCAAACAGUUGAAUGACCAGAAAAGUGGCGUAGACCAUUCUUCAUCAGUCAGCCAAAACAGUUCAGUAUUAUUGAAACAACUUCAAAGGGAAAUGCAACAAUUGAAAGAACAUCAUGCAAUUGCAAUUAAAAACGAACAACACCGAGUUCAACUGGCAGAAGAACAAUCACGAAAACUUGCUGUCUUACACGAGAACCGUGUAGCGAAUCUUGAGUCUAGAUUGGCGGAAUUAAGUACAUCCGUAGGAACAUACGAUCGCUUAAGACAACAGGACCAAGAAUCUAUACAACUAUUGAAGACGCAAAUACACGAUUUAGAAAAGAUGACUUCUGAACAUUCCAACAAGACACAAUUAGAAGGACCGCCCUAUGAAAUUUAUUACAACGAUAAAAGACUCAAAAGAGCAAAACCGACUAAUAACGAUAUAGCAAACAUAGUUGAAAAUAUUAUGCAUUUGAAGAAAAUCCUCUUACAGGCGAAUAGCCACUCAACAAAUCCGAUUGAUUUGACAAACAUUUUCUCGGUUGGCACCGACCAUUCUCAAUGCGAAGAGGAAAUUGCAAGAGCUUCACAACAACUCGAAGCUUCAAAAAUUCAAGUCUCCGAAUUUGAAAAGAAAUUGAAGCAGCAAAAAGACCAUAUAACCACAUUGCAGGAAAAGGUCAAGGACUUAAAUCGCAACAUAGACGAACAAGAUUUAGAGUUGAAAAAUUAUAACGAGAAAUUACGAGUGGCAGUAAAAGAAGAGCGUACCAAAUGGCAAACCUUACAUGCUGACACGGAAAAUGAUUAUCGUUGCAAGCUGAACGACUUGGAGCAGCAGUUGCAAAAACAAAGGCAACGCUCUCUACAACUACUCGAUGAAAAGGAGCAGGAGAUUAAAGCUUUACAAACAUCUUUCGAAAUCUUCCAUUCCAGCAGCCAGCCCAAUAUCAGCACGGCUACGUCGAAUGUCUCUAAAAACGAUACCAACAACGCGACAUCAUCUGAUGGAGAAACAUUUGAUGAUGUAGUGCAAGACCACCAAACAACUUACAAAAAAUCAUCAAACAUCAAGGCCAAAAAACUAUCAGUGGGCGAUAGUUGUCAUAUGUUACAUUAUGCCAAUGAAAUCGCACGCAAAGACAUUGAGAUAGCAAAUUUAAGAAAAUCUAAAUAUCAAGCAGAAACUUCGAUGCGUAAAGCUAUACAUGAAAAAGUCACCGCCCAAGAAGAACUUAACAAUAAAAUUGAAAUACUUGAAGAGCAAGUCGAUAGACUUGAGCGAUGUAAGUCACGGGAAGGUGCGAAUUUGGAGUAUUUGAAAAAUGUUAUUAUCAGUUACAUUGUGUCCAAAGACACUGAUGGAAAACGGCAUAUGAUGAAUGCUAUAAGUGCUGUACUACAGUUUACACCCCAAGAGACAAAAAUCAUCAACGAAGCGUUUAACAAGAAAUAACAUUAAUUAUUUAAUUUCAUCGAUUUUUAAAAUCUUAUUGUAAAAUAAAUUUAAAUGUAUCUAAUACACACAUGUAA